UUCUCCUGUAUCUGUCCUUGUGGCAGCGGAGCGUGAGGAGACGUCUGGAGAAAGUCCUCCUCUGUCCCUGUAGGAGGUGGUGGAGAGGGUGGUCCGGGUUGUCCAAUAUGGACACAAGUUUCUUCAACGUCCUCCUCUCCACCACCUGUUCCAGGUGCUCCAGCUGGCAGCCGAUGAUGGAGCCAGCCUUCCUAACCAGUUUGUUAAGACGGCUCGUGUCACCGGCUCCGAUGCUGCUCCCCAGCAGACAAUGGCAAAGUGCAGCACACUGGCCACAACCGACUGUGUUGAUGUUGGCCUUCCAGUUCAGUCGGCUGUCGAUGGAGACGCCCAGGUACUGGUCCUCCUCCACCAUGUCCACGUCCACUCCCAGGACACUCAGAGGUGUAGGAGCUGUCGCCUUCCUCCUGAAGUCCACCACCAUCUCUCUGGUCUUGGCCACGUUCAGCCGCAGGUGGUUCUCAUCGGCCCACUUUACAAAGUCACUCACCACUGCCCUGUCCUCCUCCUCCCGUCCAUCCCUAAUACACCCGACCACUGCAGAGUCAUCAGAGUACUUCUGCAGAUGGCAUGACUCCGUGUUGUACUGGAAGUCACUGGUGUACAGGGUGAAGAGGAAGGGAGACAGAACAGUUCCCUGUGGGGCUCCAACAUCACUGACCACCGUUCCAGACAGCACACGCCCCAUUCUGACCAACUGUGGCCUGUGAGGUAGUCAGUGAUCCAGGAGAUGGUGGACGCGUCCACACCGACCACCGCAGCUUCUCACUCAGCAGCAGUGGCUGGAUGGUGUUAAAUGCACUGGAGAAGUCAAAGAAAGUGACUCUCACAGAGACACCGGUUCCAUCCAGGUGCGACUGAGCUCGUUGCAGCAGGUAGAUGAUGGCGUCGUCCACUCCCACAUGAGGCUGGUAAGCAAAUUGCAGAGGGUCCAGCGACGAUUUCACCUGCGGCCGGAGGUGGGCCAAGACCAGCCUC
This is a messenger RNA of Pseudoliparis swirei, 978 nucleotides long. RefSeq lists its product as uncharacterized. The transcript has 2 exons. The record is from RefSeq and is a predicted model, not a curated record. The coding region runs from base 108 to 710 and encodes 200 amino acids. Lineage: Eukaryota; Metazoa; Chordata; Actinopteri; Perciformes; Liparidae.